AUGGAGGCGUUGGAAAACGCCAAGCGGGGGCUGCAGCUUCUCCGAGAGGAAGGCAUGAAAAAGAUCAAUUUCGUUUGUGGAGAACCGUUUUUAUACCCAAAGUUCCUGGGAGCCUUAGCGGAAUUCUGCAAAAGGGAUCUUCAGAUUGAGGGAAAGGGAGCCCACCUCCGGGACAUGGCCCGGGUGGCAGACCUUUGCCAAAAGUACGGCAUCAGGUUUAAGCUCAACACCGUUGUUAACAAGUACAACUUUGACGAGGAUAUGGACGAGCAUAUUACAGCUCUCAAUCCCUUUCGCUGGAAAGUGUUCCAAGUGUUGAUUAUCGAAGAGGAAAACGGCUCAGAAUCUACCCUACGCGAUGCUCGGCAGUUUGCCAUUACGGAAGAACACUUCCAGCUGUUCUGCAAAACCCAUGAGAAUCAUAAAUGCUUGAUUCCGGAGUCGAAUACUGUCAUGAAGAGCUCCUAUCUCCUAAUGGAUGAAUACAUGCGAUUCAUAAACAAGGGCGUUGGCGCUCCCUCCCCAUCCAUUCUCGACGUCGGUGUUAUGGAGGCGCUACGACAGGUUUACAGGGAUGCGGAGAAUUUUCAUCAGAGAGGUGGAAUAUAUGACUGGAGUACAAAGACGGCAGACUGCUCCAAAGACCCGAAACUCGAUUUUUAA
Molecule: messenger RNA, 663 nt
Organism: Ophidiomyces ophidiicola
Lineage: Eukaryota; Fungi; Ascomycota; Eurotiomycetes; Onygenales; Onygenaceae
Exons: 2
Coding region: 1-663 (220 amino acids)
Molecular function (GO): 4 iron, 4 sulfur cluster binding
Source: RefSeq, a predicted model, not a curated record